AUGGCAUACCAAAUUCUGCUCCCUCCUCUCCCGCCCACCCCUCCAAACUGCUCCACAGCCUCAGAGGAGCGCAACUGUUCUUUCAGCAACCUGUCAACCAGCGCUGCCUACGGCCAUGAGGAUGAGUGUGACAGCAACAAGACGUUGUUUGUCAUCAUGGCGAUAGCCUACUGUGCGGUGGCCUUGCUGGGUGUCUUGGGGAACCUGGCUCUUGUCCUUGCAAUUGUUCGACAGCGAGAAAUGCACAAUGUGACGAAUGUUCUCAUCGCGAACCUCUCCCUGUCGGACCUGUUGAUGUCACUGGUCUGCCUGCCGUUCACCUUCAUCUACACCUUCAUGGAUCACUGGGUGUUUGGGGAGUUCCUCUGCAAGCUCAACGGGCUGGUCCAGUGCUGCUCAAUUACCGUCUCCAUCUUCUCUCUCGUCCUCAUUGCCAUGGAGAGGCACCAGUUGAUCCUGCAUCCGCGUGGCUGGCGACCCACCACACAUCAUGCCUGCAUGGGCAUCGCGGCCAUCUGGACGCUGGGCUUGGCGACUGCCACCCCGUUUCUGCUGUUCUCUGUAGUAACGGACAUCCCACUGGUGCAGCUACCACCGGAGAUGAGUGAACAGUUCAAGGGGAAGGUGGUGUGUAUAGAAAUGUGGCCCUCCACAGGCUUCAAACUGACUUACACCACUUCUAUGCUCUUCCUCCAGUAUAUCACACCUCUUCUUUUUAUUUUUGUCUGCUAUUACAAGAUCUACAUCCGGCUGCGAAGGCGCCACUGCAUGCGUGAGGGUCGGCAGCGCAGUGGCGAGGUGCGGCGCAUCAACAUCAUGCUCUUCAGCAUCGUGGUGGCCUUCGCCGUCUGCUGGCUACCACUCAAUGUUUUCAAUGCCAUCCACGACUGGUACCACGAGGCCGUGAUGAACUGCACACACAACCCCCUCUUCUCGCUUUGCCACCUGUUAGCCAUGGCCUCAGCUGGGGUCAACCCCAUAUUCUAUGGCUUCCUCAACCGGAACUUCCAGCAGGAUAUCCGUGGCUUCCCACUUUGUCGUUUGAGUCGCCGCCGGCAGCAGGAAGAGUAUGACACGGUGGCCAUGUCAACCAUGCAUACAGAGGUCUCGCGUACCUCUUUUAAACUCAGCAGCCUUGACAUCUAAUGUUACCUACACCUAAAGCGUUGGAUGACUGUUUAUGUGAAGCUAUAUCCUUUUGUGUUUCUCUACAUUGUUUUGUUUGUAAACUCAAUAUUUAUACUCUGAUCCGGCAAUGACUCUGUUACUUGAUUUGUAAUAAGAUUGGUUGUAUAUCAGGUGAAUAUACAGUAUGUACUGUAUGUGCUCCAAUCAUUGAAUCAUUGAAAAUAUUACUCCAUAGUGUUAUUCUUCCGCAGAAUGAACAUGUAUCAGUCAGUCAAAGUGCUUGUCAGACAAGCAUUAUUCCUGUCUCUGGUUAGGUCUGAAGUUCAUGGUGAAUUUAUUCAGUUACAGUAAAUGCCACCAGCAGUCAAUGGCAUUGAUAAUUUGUGCUGUCUGAUUCAUGUCUGUCAUCAUGUCUUUGUAUGUAAGAUGUGUGUGUGCAUGCCUCCAUGAAAUGUGUGUGCGUGCAAAUGUGUGCGUGCCUAUGUGUGUGUGUGUAAAGACAAAAACAAGUUUGAAAGCAAACCUAGUACAUAUUUCGUUUUUAGAGGAAUAUAUUAUAUUUCUUAUUAGUUUGCUGAAUGUAAAGUGUAAUACAAUAUGGUCCAAAAAGAUUGGACUGAUCUCAUGACUAUUGCUUAGCUGUCAAGCUUCAUCAUGGAAUCAGUCAGUGGCCAUUCGAAAGAGGAGUUCCCAAAAUGUUAAUGGCUGUCACAUUGUAGACACACCGAUUGGCUUGCCUUUUGGUGGGAAGGGUUGGUGUAAAGGAGUUUAAGUCUCACUCCCCGUCAUAGAGUAUGUAUUAUGGCAUCCACAUACUUUUUUUGGUCCACAAUCACAAAAUUCCACUACUGUACCUGGACCUGACAUCAUUUUAAAGGCAGAAAGUAGGAGACUGGCUUCACUAAUGUUUUCUGAUGCUGUUUCUGAACAAAAUACUGCAUAAUGAAAACAAUAGAUUCUGUUUUUAAUAACUUUGUAUGUGCAGCAUAUUGUUUUGUAUUGUGUUUACAGUGUUUUAUUCUUUUAAAUGUUUGUACUUUUUACUAUUGAAAUAGCUAAGCUUUAAUUGUCUUGCUACCUCAACAAUGCAUUAA
Molecule: messenger RNA, 2222 nt
Organism: Engraulis encrasicolus (European anchovy)
Lineage: Eukaryota; Metazoa; Chordata; Actinopteri; Clupeiformes; Engraulidae
Gene: npy1r
Product: neuropeptide Y receptor Y1
Exons: 2
Coding region: 1-1146 (381 amino acids)
Biological process (GO): G protein-coupled receptor signaling pathway
Cellular component (GO): plasma membrane; neuron projection
Molecular function (GO): neuropeptide Y receptor activity; neuropeptide binding
Source: RefSeq, a predicted model, not a curated record